AGAGCGCCUCUGGGGGUACCACUCAGCUGGAGCGUCCGAUCGGUGCCAGGCCAGGUGUACGCGUCCGUCGGUCUUUCCGUGCCCGUGCCGGAGACCAGCCCCGGAGGCCGCCUGGGCCCGUCCCUGCGCCCGGCACCAUGAAGCAGGAGUCCGCAGCCCAGAGCACCCCGCCUCCUUCACUGUCGCCUGCACCAUCCGCGCAGCCUUCCUGGGAGGAUGGCGACUCCCAAGCCCUGUGGAUUUUCGGGUACGGCUCCCUAGUGUGGAAGCCGGAUUUUGCCUACAGCGACAGCCGCGUGGGCUUUGUACGUGGCUACAGCCGCCGGUUCUGGCAGGGAGACACCUUCCAUAGGGGCAGUGACAAGAUGCCCGGCCGAGUGGUGACCCUCCUUGAAGAUCGUGAGGGCUGCACUUGGGGUGUGGCAUACGAGGUUCGAGGGGAGCAGGUGAAGGAGGCCCUUCAGUACCUGAACGUGAGGGAAGCGGUGCUUGGAGGCUACGACACUAAGGAAGUCACCUUCUAUCCUCAAGACACCCCUGACCAACCCCUCACAGCCCUGGCCUAUGUGGCCACUCCACAGAACCCUGGCUACCUGGGUCCUGCUCCAGAAGAGGUCAUUGCCACACAGAUCCUUGCCUGCCGAGGCUUCUCUGGCCACAACCUUGAGUACUUACUGCGUUUGGCAGACUUCAUGCAGCUCUGUGGGCCUCAGGCACAGGAUGAGCACCUGGAAGCCAUUGUGGACGCCGUAGGAACAAUGUUGCCCUGCUCUUACCUCACCGAGCAGGCUCUGGCACUGGUUUGAGACGCCGAGUCCCUGCAGGGAGUGUCCCCGUGGUCACUGGUGAACAUCAACAUGUAGCACUUGAGACAGACUGGAUGGAGCUAGAGAAAUAUGAGAAGGCAGGGCGGGUGACUGGGGACUUUGUGUCUUCUGGCCCCUGCCUGUCUGCUAGCUUCUGACUCUUCUGGAUUGACGCUGACUUAGUACUUGAAUCUUUUAUUUAUUGCACCAUGUUGGUGUGGUGGGCAGGGCAGGUGGGGGGCCUGCCCUGGACGUGGGCCCUGCUGUGCGGUGGCUCUGCCCUAGUCCUCUGGUGCCUGACCAGAAUCCCCCUGUUGCUGCUGCUAAUUCCAUACCACCCAGGCCUCCUCCACAUCCCCAGGGAGCCUCCAAGAGCCUUGAUUUUCUGUUCACUCAGACUAACUCUCCCCAGCCCUGGAAAUGUCACCUCCCCAUGUUCCCAGUCUGCCGGAUGAGGGGCAGCAGAGAAGGAGGAGUGGGAGCCCUUCAAGGACCAAGGUCCAGCAUCCCUCUUCACCGCCUGGGAACCGGGAUAGUGCUGGAACCUACGCACAGACACAGCUGCUCCGACUGGGCCUCUUUCCCCAUUCAGUUUCAUUCCCCUGUCCUUCUGUCUGUCUGCUUGUCUGUCUGGAUCAUUGGUAGACCGGUUGGUCUAUUCCUGGGAAACAUCACUAGAGGUCCUCGUCCCUUCUCAGUCUGUCCUACACUAUUAUCCAUAAACAAUCUUUAAUUACCUUUGC
Arvicola amphibius (Eurasian water vole) is the source of this 1549-nucleotide messenger RNA. It is a transcript of the gene Chac1, whose product is annotated as ChaC glutathione specific gamma-glutamylcyclotransferase 1. Gene Ontology annotation, molecular function: glutathione specific gamma-glutamylcyclotransferase activity; gamma-glutamylcyclotransferase activity. NCBI's taxonomy places the organism in Eukaryota, Metazoa, Chordata, Mammalia, Rodentia, Cricetidae. The record is from RefSeq and is a predicted model, not a curated record. Gene Ontology annotation, cellular component: cytoplasm. The coding region runs from base 138 to 806 and encodes 222 amino acids. The transcript is spliced from 3 exons. Gene Ontology annotation, biological process: glutathione catabolic process.